Messenger RNA from Aureobasidium subglaciale EXF-2481, 2287 nucleotides. RefSeq lists its product as uncharacterized. The coding region runs from base 124 to 1998 and encodes 624 amino acids. Gene Ontology annotation, biological process: DNA repair; DNA replication; DNA recombination. The record is from RefSeq and is a predicted model, not a curated record. The transcript is spliced from 3 exons. Gene Ontology annotation, molecular function: DNA binding. Gene Ontology annotation, cellular component: nucleus. NCBI's taxonomy places the organism in Eukaryota, Fungi, Ascomycota, Dothideomycetes, Dothideales, Saccotheciaceae.
CACGCCUCUCGCAACAACAUUUGCUAUCACGACAAUUACGCCCGCUUUCCUGCCGUCAUCUCACACGAAGCUGCGUUGAUCGUAUCCAACAAGUCCGACUAGCAAGCACAUACUCAACCCAACAUGGCAAACCCUAUGGACGCCAUCACGACAGGCUGCCUCCGCCGCGUUUUCGCUGGCGAGCAGAUCCAGGAUCCUGUUGUUCAAUGUGUUCAGAUCAAGCCCAUGAACAACUCAGCGACCGGUGUCGAGAGAUUUCGCGUUGUCUUCAACGACACUGUCAACUUCAUCCAGAGCAUGCUUGCUCAGCAGACCAAUCACAUAGUGCACGAUGGCAAGCUGAAGAAGGGCUCUCUUGUAAAGCUCAAGCAAUUCCAAGCCAACUCCGUCAAGGACAAGCCCAUUCUCGUUAUCAUCGACCUUGAAGUCCUCGACGAGUACGGCGAGUGCGACAAGCUGGGUCAGCCCGGUCCGCUUGAGGUUGUCAAGUCCGAAUCCGACUCUGCUGCCGCCCCGACACCUCAAGCUCAACCCGCUGCCAUCUCUGGUAACCAGUUCUACGGUAACAAGCCUCAACAACAGCAACCACAGCAACAGCAGCAAUCCGCUCCACAAAAACAACUCCCAACACGCUCGAGUGGUCAAAACGGCCCCCGGGGCAGCAACAUCCACCCUAUCGAAGCUUUAUCACCAUACCAGCCCAAAUGGACCAUCAAGGCUAGAUGUUCGCAAAAGGGCGGUAUCAAGGAGUGGCACAACAAGAACGGAGAGGGCAAGCUCUUCAGCUGCAACUUCCUCGACGAGAGUGGCGAGAUCAGAGCAACUGGCUUCAAAGAGGCCGUCGACCAGUGGUACGAAUUCAUACAGGAAGGCUCGGUCUACUAUGUAUCCAACUGCAAGGUUCAAUUGGCCAAGAAGCAAUUCUCCAACGUCAACCACGAUUACGAGCUCACCUUCGAAAGAGACACAAUCAUUGAGAAGGCCGAGGAUAACGAGGGAGUCCCUCAGAUCACCUACAACUUCACCACUCUCGCCGAUCUUCAGAGCGUUGAGAAAGACACAACCAUCGAUACCAUCGGUGUUCUCAAGGAGACUGGCGAAGUCAGUGAGAUUGUCUCGAAGACCACGUCCAAGCCCUUCAGCAAGCGAGAGCUGACUCUGGUUGAUAACACGGGCUACAAUGUUCGCCUCACCAUCUGGGGCAACACGGCCAUGAGCUUUGACGUUGCUCCCGAAACCGUCAUUGCCUUCAAGGGUGUCAAGGUCAGCGACUUUGGAGGUCGCAGUCUGUCCCUUCUGUCAUCAGGCACGAUGGCCGUCAAUCCCGACAUUGACGAUGCUCACAAGCUCAAGGGCUGGUACGACGCUCAAGGCCGCAACGAUACUUUCUCAUCACACACCGGCAUGGCUUCCACGUCGACGAGUGGACGCAACGACCAGAUGAAGACAAUCGCACAAGUACGGGACGAAAACCUGGGUAUGGGCGAAUCAACAGACUACUUCUCCCUCAAGGCUACCAUCGUCUUUGUCAAGUCAGACAGCACUUUUGCUUACCCUGCCUGCCUGUCAGAAGGUUGCAACAAGAAGGUCGUCGAAGUUGCAGAGGGGGAGUGGCGCUGCGAGCGAUGUGACAAGGGCUGGCCCAAGCCUGAGUGGAGAUACAUCAUGAGCAUCAACGUCAGUGACCACACUGGACAGAUGUGGUUGAGCUUGUUCGACGAUGUUGGCAGAAUGAUCAUGGGCAGACCUGCCAACGACAUUAUGCAAAUGAGAGAUGAGAUGAGCAGUGGUGAGAAGGAGGUGUUUGCCAACGCAGUUUGCCAGACCUAUGUCUUCAGAUGCAGAGCCAAGAUGGACACAUUCCAGGACCAGCAGAGGGUUCGUUACCAAGUAUCCUCAGCAGGCCCAGUCAACUGGUCAGCCGAAGGAAAGAAGCUUGCCGACUUGAUCAAGCAGUACAGCAUCUCGGACAAUUCGGACAGUCUGUUUGUUAACUAGGGUGAUGGUGUAUAUUGAGAGAUUGGCAGUGUUAUGCCAGAAUUGUAGCAACGGAGAUUGCGAUGAGACUGUCAGAUGAUUUGGCGCAGAGCUGGAGGAUCGAAGAGAAGGAUGACUUCGUGUACAAAAUACCAUGUUGCUAAUGAUGCCGUAAUGAAGAAGAAGAAAGUUUAAGCAAAGAGCAUUGACGAUGAUGUGGGCUUCGUGAAAGUUCCAGGACGGAGUUUGACCCCGCAUUUCGGGCGUGUUGACUGACGCAACUGAUCAUGGAGCUUCACUUGAACAUGAG